GAAUUGAAAUCGGAACAUCGAAAUUCGAAAUUAAAUAUUUCGGACAUUUUUCUGUUACUGAAAUUACCAGAAUCAACUUCGUUUUAAUCAGUGUUAUCAGCAGACGAUUUUUCGAUUUUUUGAUGUGCAACUGAAGGACCAGCAUCCAUGGUCAUGAAAUAAAUUAAAAAAUUAUAAUUUGAGGUUAUUAUUUUUGUUUUUGUUGAAUAAAAUAAUAGGGGUUUUUAUUUUGUUACUUCAUGAGAGAAAAUAAAUAAACAAUAUACAGAUUACAGACACUAGACAGGUGUGAAAUGAUAUUUAAAUAAGAAAAAUAUUAAGUCGGAGAAGUGUGCAAGUUAGCUGAGCUGAGUUAUAUAAAUAAUAAAUGUCUCAUCAACUAGGCCGCCUAAUUUCACAAAUUCUACACCGAUAUUUUGGUGACCUAGUCCAAAAUGUUGGAUACGAUUUGUUUACUUAUGGUAGCAAACCCAUUGUUAUGAUAACAAAGUCGACAGGGUUAACCCGGUUGCAAGUAAUUGAAUGCCUCCGAACCUUGUUGAAAUUUGAUUUAGCAGUUUUUGAAGCCACCGGCGUUGCUAUAACCUACAAACUUGUCCCAGAUAAUGUCUUAUUACUUAUAAGAUAUCCAAGAUAUCUUCUUCAAAUAAAAAGUAAAUAUGGCAGUGAAGCUGAGCUUAUUGUAGAGGAACUGUUACAAAAGGCUAACUCCACAGCAACACAGCUAUUGGUUACAAUAGCAAACAAAUACAAAGAUGAUAAGGAGAAAAAUAUUAACAUUGUACAACUUAAGGAUACAUUCAUAAGCUUGGCAACUGCCGGUUAUAUCCAGCAGUCACCAGUAGCAGAAAUCAAGGAAGGCAGUGAAAUUCCAACUUUAGUGCCUGUUGCCACUAUAGUUCCAGAUUUGGACGCUCGGGUACUCAUGCAGGCCAUGGCAAACCCAGCUGACGUAAAAGAUAAUGUUUAUUGGAGAGUCAACUACGAUAGGUUUCACCAAGACUUCAGAGAUGAAAUCAUGAUCAAGGCCAUGACGAGGCGCGUUGAUGACAAUGCGGGUGAGAUAAUGUGUUUGCUGCUCAAGCAAAUGUACCUGGUUUCUGCAGCUUGGGCCGAGGAGUCUACCCCCACAGCUGUGACUGAUAUCCGGGAGCAUGCCAAGAGGCUAACAGAUCGGCCGCUGUUGAUGCAACACCUAGACCACUACCUCAAGGUGAUGGAGGAGAACGGGGCUGGAUUGAUCCGUCGCGCGGGCGACGCGGGGGGCGGCCAGUACGCGGUGCGGGGAGCGGGCGCCGCGGAGAGGUUGCUGUGUGACGUCAUCGAGCACCUCGUCACAGAGCGGCUGGGCUCCAACGCGGCCAGGGUGUUCCGAUUGAUUCGUGCCAAGAAAUACAUAGGAGAGGAAGAUAUACAGAAGAAUGCAAUGUUACCUAAUAAACUUUGCAAAGAGCUCACUUACAAGCUGCUAGAAGAACACUUUAUAAGUGUUCAGCCAAUGAGACGAGCUGGUCAGGCGCAAGGAGGAAAGGCAAUAUAUUUAUACAACGUCCACUUGUAUGAGGUGGCUCACACGGCCCGAGAGAUGUGCUACCGGGCGCUACACAACCUGAUGCUGGUGUCGGACGAGACUCGCGCCAAGCACGCUCGCGCGCUCGACAAGCAGCGCCGCGUGCGCAGUAUAGUGCACGGGAUGCGCGUGCGAGGUGAGCCGCAGGAGAACAUUGACGAUGUGCUGGAAACACUGACUCCUCCUGAGAUGGCCCUUCUACAGCAAGUCGAAAAACAGCUGAAGCAGCUCAGCGCUGCGGAACUUGAGCUCGAUAGGAAUUUGUUUAUAUUCAACUGGUAUUUUAUGUACCCACAUUAGUGCAGUAAAGUAUAAUAUCAAAAUGGCGGAUUAAAAAUGUGAUUGGUUUGUUCUGUCGAUAUAUUUAUACAAUGUGAAUGUAAAUAAAGUGUUGUAUUAUAAUAA
Leptidea sinapis is the source of this 1975-nucleotide messenger RNA. RefSeq names its product DNA-directed RNA polymerase III subunit RPC3 (gene Polr3C). The coding region runs from base 368 to 1870 and encodes 500 amino acids. Gene Ontology annotation, biological process: DNA-templated transcription. The transcript has 11 exons. Lineage: Eukaryota; Metazoa; Arthropoda; Insecta; Lepidoptera; Pieridae. Gene Ontology annotation, cellular component: RNA polymerase III complex. The record is from RefSeq and is a predicted model, not a curated record. Gene Ontology annotation, molecular function: single-stranded DNA binding.